Molecule: messenger RNA, 447 nt
Organism: Exophiala aquamarina CBS 119918
Lineage: Eukaryota; Fungi; Ascomycota; Eurotiomycetes; Chaetothyriales; Herpotrichiellaceae
Exons: 1
Coding region: 1-447 (148 amino acids)
Source: RefSeq, a predicted model, not a curated record
AUGGGUAAAUUAGUGAAGAACCACUGGGCUCGCCUUCUCAUACUCACAGCCUCUAGCUAUCAACUCAUAGCCAGCAUCGAGUGCUGCAUCUGGCCGCAAAUCUUCUGGGACUUUACCACGAAAAACUUCGAUGGAGCUGUCAAACCAGCCCCAAUACUGCAGAUUUUCAACAUUCUUCUCGCCCUCCUAGGCCUGGCUUGGGAAUGGCCGCUCGGAGUGAUGGCCCAUACAACUUGGCAUAGCAGCAUUGAAGCACGAUUGUUGAUAUACCCGAUAAGCUGCCUCGCUUGUGCGUUGAUGUAUCAGGGGACCAAUGCAGCUUUUUUCUACCUGGUUGGAAUGGUGGUCUGGCUAUCGGCUUUCUACAACGAAGAAAUUGUUUGUCCUCAGCCAUGGACGACGGCGACGCAAGGGAACAGAACGCGGCAGCCGACAGGUGCUGUUUAG